CAAAAUGUCCGAUGCAGUGCUUAUGUGUUUGGAGAUGUGACUAAAUCCAACCCAAACUGACACUUUGUUACUCAUUCGCCAGGUUUACUCAUCAUGGAUCAAAAGAACAACACAAGUCGUUGUAUUUUCAUACUAUGAAACAUACUUUUCUGCUCAGAAUGUCUACAGAAACAAAAAUAACCCCACAGUCACAACAAGACAAGAAGGACUUAGAGAAGUUCAUCAAAUUUCUUGCCCUGAAGUCUAUACAAGUAAUUGUGCAAUCAAGAUUAGGAAAUAAAACACAUACCAAAUGCAAACCCCAAUCAACGGGUUCUGAUUGGUUCAACCUAGCAAUUAAAGAUAAUGCCGAAGUAUUAGCUGAAGCUAAGAAGCACAUAUCAAAUCAAUUACCAACCAUUGGUACGUCUAUGUGUGUAGAAGUCUCACUAAGAACAGCAGAGGGUGAUAGUAUGAUAUUAGAAAUUUGGUGCUUAGGAAUGAAUGAUCGAUGUGAUACCAAUGCCAAAGUACACUAUGCAGUUUACAAUAGAAUGGGCUUACUACUGAAAUCACUUAUAUGUAUGUGUAGGGUCACACCAGCUUAUAAACUGGCAAGAAAACAAGGCUCUGAUUUUGGUAUCUUUUAUAGGAUCUUCUAUGGUGCUGCUAACUUGUCGGCAUUAGGAGAAGGUUUUGAAAGUUUACGUGUUGGAUCAGUAGCUACACCCAUAGGUACAAUUACGCUGACUGCAGCCUAUAGAACUAAAUUAGCUAUUCCAGAUAGGCGAGCCAGUAAUUCUACGCCUAUGGCAGUUAAGGAUGACCAUUUUCAAACCAGUCCUAAACGUCUGUCUGCUAGACAUUGCAACCAAAGUAGUUCAGGAUUAGAGAAAGACGUUUUUGCGCAGUACUCGGUAACUCAGUCUCAAGAUUUGUGCACUUCUACAUUCUCGACAUCACCUCCAGAUAGUACAUGCAUCCAAGCACCACAGACUGAUUGCAAACCACACAAAUACACACAACCUAUCAACGUUACAACUGUGAAUCGAACUAGAACAUCAUCAGAAUCAAAACCAACUAGUCUUCCUGAUACUCCUGGCAGUUUCAGCUCAGGCCAGAAAAGAGGUGCCUUUGUCACCACUGAGAAAUCACCUCCUGAUCAGGGUGAUGUUUUCCCAGUAGACAUCCCAUUUAUGUCAUUACUACAAGAACAUACUCCUUGUGAACCUCCUAAAAAUAAAAGCUUAGUUGCUGCAAAAAAAGCUUCAGUGGACCAACCAACUGAUCAAACAGCAUCAACAGGGUCUAAUAAAUCAAAUAGUAGCCAACUCUCCGCAACUGACGACUUUGUCAUGGUGGAACUGAAACCAGCCUUUGCAAAGACAAAUUCAUGUAGUGAUUUGGGUGUAUUUUAUCGUGAAUGUCAAGCAGCUGCACCGCUGCUAACUUUUGAUGACUGUGUUAAAACAGAGAAUAUUCCAAAUGAGCUUUUUCAGAACGAGUUGAGUGAUCAGUUACAUCUAUAUGAAGAGCAGUUGUUUGUCUUUGAUGACUUUGUUAAAAGUUUGCAAGAAGAUUGCAGUGACAGUAGUAGUUAAUGAAACACACUCAUUUCUCUUUCUAUCAUAUAGUUGAUGUUUUUUUAAAAAAAAUCAUUUACAUUGUGCAGUCUGUGGUUUUUAAAACUUAUAGAUUUAAUUAAAAAAAAUGGAGGUUAAAGAACCAGAAUCUCUGGAGAAUAGACAAUUUUACAGUUAAUUAAACCAGG
Saccoglossus kowalevskii is the source of this 1750-nucleotide messenger RNA. Its product is annotated as autophagy-related protein 13-like. NCBI's taxonomy places the organism in Eukaryota, Metazoa, Hemichordata, Enteropneusta, Harrimaniidae. Gene Ontology annotation, biological process: protein localization to phagophore assembly site; mitophagy; piecemeal microautophagy of the nucleus. Gene Ontology annotation, cellular component: phagophore assembly site; cytosol; Atg1/ULK1 kinase complex. The record is from RefSeq and is a predicted model, not a curated record.